GACGCCAUGUUUAAACAAUAUGGACGCCAUCGACGUUCGCCCCUUUUUCCCAUAAUGUAAACAGUAGUGGAAGAAUUAAAAGGGCAAUGCUGCCUAUUCAAACAACAAGUAUAAUAUUCCUUUAUUUUCAUCACUUGCCAGGAGGGUAAAAGUAUUCACCUAGCAAAUUAGUGCAGCCCCAUGGUUUUCAAGGACAGUAACCCAGCUAGUGUGGUAUCUGGAGGCUAUGCACUUUCCCAAGAAAGCUUAUCAGAAGCACAUGAGGACAACGAGGAUGUAGUCAGCAGCAGCUCUGAUGAGAGUGAUGGGGAGGUGGAGAACACUGUGGAGCAGCCAGUGGGGAACAGUGCUGUGGAGCUGACGCUGGUGGAUGAUGACACGCCGCUGUUGAUUUUCCCAACAGAGGAGGCUGGAGAGGGAGAUGAUAAUACAACAGAAACAGCUACGUCAUUUAAUGAGGAAUUUGGUGAGUGUGACGAAGAUGGGGCUGAAGAAGAAAAUUCCAAGUUGGCAACAAAAGUAGAUGAUGAUAAAAAAGACAAAAAGAAAAAAAAGAGGAAACGAAAGAAGUGAGUACAAUAUUUGUAAGAGUAAAAAAGU
Physella acuta is the source of this 600-nucleotide messenger RNA. RefSeq lists its product as uncharacterized. NCBI's taxonomy places the organism in Eukaryota, Metazoa, Mollusca, Gastropoda, Physidae. The record is from RefSeq and is a predicted model, not a curated record.